Heterobasidion irregulare TC 32-1 is the source of this 1347-nucleotide messenger RNA. RefSeq lists its product as uncharacterized. Gene Ontology annotation, cellular component: endoplasmic reticulum membrane. The coding region runs from base 70 to 1002 and encodes 310 amino acids. Lineage: Eukaryota; Fungi; Basidiomycota; Agaricomycetes; Russulales; Bondarzewiaceae. The transcript is spliced from 7 exons. Gene Ontology annotation, biological process: protein folding. The record is from RefSeq and is a predicted model, not a curated record.
CCUGCCACGACCUAUUCACGACCCUUCGACGAUCUCUUCCAUUGGUCCAUCAGCCGCACCUCCCAAACCAUGACUCGCUUCGGGGAUUUUUCCCCCCUUUGUUCGAAUACCCCUUCAUAUCCCUGGUGUAAUCUCUUCUAUCGCCAGUUGGAGCAUCAUUCCUCCAGCGCCUUGACUGGCGUCUCUGCAGACCCCAAUUCUGCUCCCGUGGGCAUCAACCCGACCUGCGGCAUCCUCAGAGCUGGCCACCAAGGUUCUCUCGGCAACAUCGCUAAUGUCGUCGCUUGCGGCAUCAGCAUCUUGGUCGUUCUUGGUCUGAUCAUCAUGACUGGUCGAAGAAAAGCUGCCGUUGGCCGAGUGGAACUUCGCUACUUCUUCAUCAUGUACUUCAUCUCUCUCCCUCUCCAAAUCAUCACCACCGGGUCUUUCCUCGAACAAGGAUCUACAGCUCUCACAGUCCUCACUGCCAUUCAUGCUGGAAUAAUGGCAGCGGCCUUCUGGGCCCUCCUGGGGAAUGCUAUUGUUGCCACGCAGGUAGUUGAAGAUGGCACCUUGAGCUCGAUAAUACCAUUUUCCUUCUUGACGAUCGCAUUCUUCGCAGCAACAACCUAUAUCUCGCUCGACGUCGCUUUCACAUUCACUCAUACCUUUGGCCCGUCCAACCCACCAAACGCAUUGCACAGUGUUCCAUUGUUUGUUUUUACCAGCAUCUGGCCCGCAGUUGCAGCGAUACUGUAUCUUGGCAUAAUGACGUACAUUGUUGUUGGCGUUUUGAACGAAGUCCGACCAGUCUGGUACUAUGUCCUUGCGGCCGUCCUUUUCGUCCUCAGCCAGCUCGAUUACUUCCUCUUGAAUAAUGUGAUAUGCCAGGGCACGUCUGCAAAAGUCGACGGCUCCUUCGUCGCCACGGUGCUGGAAACCGCGGCUGUCGGCGUCCUGUAUCUGGCAUGGAAGAACAUCACUGAGGAAUCUUGGGACGAAGAUAUCUACUACCCUCGUUGAUCGAAAAAUGGCCGCCGACACAUCAUGAUUGGCUUCUAUCGUCAUCCCCACCUACAUAUGGGACAUACUCACCUAUCCGCUUCUUGCCCUCCAUCUUGGUCUCGGCCCUCGCGGCAAGGCGUUAUACUCCUAAUUACCUCGAUGUUGUUGUUGCUACCCACUGUUCUGGCUUACUAUGCAAUGCAAUAUCGCUGUUGUGUCAUGCACUCUUAUCGCCAUGCGCUUUCCUCACGUUAUUCACAUCAUAGUGGUCCCCAUCCUGAUACGCUGCUAUGUCUUUCCUGAAUCUGUCUUGCCGCGUGUACUCUAUCUCAUCUCCUAUCUAAAUUCGGUUCAUUUCCUUAC